CGGAACUAUUGUUACUGCAACCAAACGGAAAUGUUUGCAUGUGGAAUUGUCCGUUCAUCUAAUGUGUCCGUCACUGUCGUAGGUCACCUGUGGUGUUUUUUAUUACACAACCUCAUGAGUAUUUUAACUCUGAAAUGGAUGACGACGCCCCAGAUGAGGCGUUUGCUGAGCUGAAAACCAGGGAAGUCAGUGGCUGGGAAGUUGCUCAGAUUGGUGCUGCUACUGGCCUGGCUGUUUAUGCCAUGUGGGCAGGAAUCCUCCAGCCAGGCUUCCGAAAAGUCCCAUUGAGGUUACAGGUACCGUACAUACCUGCCAGUGAAGCCCAAGUGAGCAAUGUGAUGACAUUGCUAAAAGCCCGAAAGGGAGGCCUUGUGGAUUUAGGAUCUGGUGAUGGCCGCAUAGUUUUGGAGGCCUAUCGACAAGGCUUCACUCCUGCUGUUGGCUAUGAACUCAACCCAUGGCUUAUUCGAUUUUCCCGCUUCCAUGCAUGGAGAGCAGGUCAUCACGACAAAGUGUCUUACCGAAGAGAAGACCUUUGGAAGGUGGACUUGACGGAAUGCAAGAAUAUUACUGUUUUUUUAGCUCCGAGUGUGCUUUCACUACUGCAGGAGAAGAUGGAGGCCGAACUUCCUGAUGAUGCAUUAGUGGUAGCUGGCCGUUUCCCCAUCCCUGAUUGGACGCCGUGCAGAACCGAGGGACACGGGGUGGACAGAGCCUGGGCGUACAGCAUGAAAGCACAAAGACAGCUCACUCUAAAUAAAAAUAAGAAGUUCACAGGCAUGGAUGGACAUGUUAGCAAUGAAUAGAAGCAACCACUUGAUGGAUCAUAUGGGCUUACCUUCAAAAAUGGACACAUUUAAUGUAUUUUCUGAACACAAUUUGUAUUCUAUCUACCGGUAUAUAUCAGUAUUGCAAUUAUUAUUCAUUGACUAAUGAAAUGCAUUAUGUGCAAAUCCAAAGUAGAAUUGUGUGAUGUGUUUAUGUAAAGCCAGCUGGUCUCAGAUAAUUUUGGGCAUUUGUUUUGACAAAAUAAAUUAUUUUGCCUUUUUGGUCUCAUAACUUCA
Nerophis lumbriciformis (worm pipefish) is the source of this 1064-nucleotide messenger RNA. It is a transcript of the gene antkmt, whose product is annotated as adenine nucleotide translocase lysine methyltransferase. Gene Ontology annotation, cellular component: mitochondrion. The record is from RefSeq and is a predicted model, not a curated record. NCBI's taxonomy places the organism in Eukaryota, Metazoa, Chordata, Actinopteri, Syngnathiformes, Syngnathidae. Gene Ontology annotation, molecular function: protein-lysine N-methyltransferase activity. Gene Ontology annotation, biological process: peptidyl-lysine trimethylation; regulation of mitochondrial ATP synthesis coupled proton transport; positive regulation of proton-transporting ATP synthase activity, rotational mechanism.